AUGAAAUUACUUAAAAUUUGGAUUUUUGCCUCAAUAAACUUGACCAUAUUUGAGAUAUAUUAUGCUAAUGGAAUCGAAAUUAUAGUUCCCGUGUCCAGUAAGCAUAACCGGGCUACUACAAAUUCUUUUGAAUUGCCAAUCAAAUAUCCAGAAUCCUUUCCAAAUAUCACCAAUAAGAAUCAGGCUCAACGAAAACAACAUCCACCUUACGAAGAAUUGGAAAAUCGUAUGUUAAAGAGAAGUCGAAAGGGGAAGAAGAGUAGAAAUAGAAAGUCUAAGAAGAGCAAGAAACGGAAAAAGACUGUUAUGAACAACAACGUCAACAAAAAUUAUGCAAAAAGUAAUAGGCGCCCUUUUAAAUCAACAUCAGAAUACACUUUAGAUUCUGAAUUGCCAAUAUUGGAGGACGACUACCUAGAUAAUUCUAUUUUGGAGGCUGAUUUGUUGGACGACACACUUGACUCGGCUCCAACUGACUACCUUGCUAGUGCUGAUCCGGUGGAUUCAUCUCUUGACAUAACUGACCCUUACAAUGAUAUAGAACCAUUGGAUGAUUUGUCAACCACUGGUGCAUAUGAUACGGGUGACUUGCAUGGGUCGACUAAAAAGUAUUGGGACGAAGAUCUGGUUGAGCCUGAGUAUGUCAUAAGUGAGUGGUUUGCCAUUUUGGAUGGGAAAAAGUUUGAGAAGAGUUCCGGAUCUAAGUUCCCCUACGUAUCUGAUGGCGAAAACAACUACAGCAACACCUACCUUUCCAAUAAAGAACAAAAUUCAAGACACUUAACAAACAGAUAUUCGUCGGGCUCUAGGUACACUCCUUACGACAGCGACAGUGAAGACUAUGUUAAACGAAUAAUCGUUGACCCUGAGGACUUAUAUGUUAUACAACCGGAUACGGGGGAGGACGUAGUGGAAAAUCGUAUUUUGGCUAAACGGCAGAGAGCGCGCCGUGGAACAGGACGUCGCAAUAUCGACUACAGGCGGCCUAAACGUGGUAAAAGCAGAAACCGGGGAAAGGGCAGGAGUGGCAUCUACGACGUGCAAAAGGCCUUUGAAACUGAAGCUCCAGUGGAUAUCGGAACCUAUCGCAGGUUCGACGAGGAUGAAGUUGAACGGUAUGGUCUCGUGAAAAGUGCGCCUGACAUCGCUCCCAGUGACGACAUGGCUGGAGUGGACGUUGGGGAAACCGAUUUGGGUCCUAUGGGUCUGGGAAUAGCGGAUACAGAGUACCCAGCAACCCAAUCUGGGUACGAUGUGGGUGACAUAGACUUGGGUGAUUCGCCUUAUCUAAGUGAUCCACUUGAUAACUUAGAUGGCCAAGCAUCCGUUCCCACUGAGCGGCUCGAAAGGGCCCCUUACCCUCCCAGCCUUGACAGCUCCUCUGAGUACGUCCCGUUUGACCAAAUUCUUUCCCACGACUAUGACGACUUUGGAGACUCUGGUGGCUCUGGCAACCCCUACAACAGUGGACGUCCUGGGCGCAGACGUGAGGACAAAAAGUGCAAAAAGGAGCUGAAGCGUCUGCGCAGGAAGUACAACAAUAUUAUUGGGAGGCUUAAAGAGCAAGCUUCUGAAUAG
Theileria orientalis strain Shintoku is the source of this 1578-nucleotide messenger RNA. RefSeq lists its product as hypothetical. Lineage: Eukaryota; Apicomplexa; Aconoidasida; Piroplasmida; Theileriidae. The record is from RefSeq and is a predicted model, not a curated record. The transcript has 3 exons. The coding region runs from base 1 to 1578 and encodes 525 amino acids.